Messenger RNA from Cajanus cajan (pigeon pea), 2147 nucleotides. Its product is annotated as ASI1-immunoprecipitated protein 3. NCBI's taxonomy places the organism in Eukaryota, Viridiplantae, Streptophyta, Magnoliopsida, Fabales, Fabaceae. Gene Ontology annotation, molecular function: chromatin binding. Gene Ontology annotation, biological process: DNA-templated transcription. The record is from RefSeq and is a predicted model, not a curated record.
ACACCUACUUAACCAUGAUCUCAUUUUAACCUUGGGUCAGGUUAUAAUUUAUCUUAAUUUAAGUGUGUGUUUACUUUCACUCUCUAUCAACUUAGACAUAAUUUGGAGAAGCAACUAUUAAUUAUUUUUGAUGCGUUAUGACAUGAAAAUGUUAAAAAACGUGAAUCACAAACGUAAUACCAAACAAGUACUAAACUGGGUUGAAAUCACACAAACUUAACCAUGGUCUCAUUUUAACCUUGGGUUGGGUUGGGUAAAAGGAGUGACAUCAGUUAUAUACAUUGCGUGCAUGAAUGUAACCACCUUGUCGUGGAGUUUGAAGCGAGGCAGUGAUCAUAAUGGGGAAUCGACGUUUCACUCAGGUUGCGACGAGCGACGAUGAAGACGAAGCAGUUCAACCGCAUCAACAACGCACGUGGAAGAGGAUGAGGCUUAUGGAGGAAGAUAAAUUAGAUAACGAUAACGAGAAUGAGGAAGAAGUGGGUCAGGAACCGCCUCAGCUUGUGGAGGACGCUAAGCCCAUUGACGAGCCCAUUAGGUUUUCAGGAAAAGGAAGAGGCAGGAAGAAGCACUAUGAAUCCUUUGAAUUCGACGGCAUCCAAUACAGUCUCGAGGACCCUGUUCUUCUCGUCCCCGAGGAAAAAGGCCAAAAACCAUACGUCGCCAUUAUUAAGGACAUUACGCAGGGUAACAAUGGCAACGUGAUAGUGACGGGGCAGUGGUUUUAUCGCCCUGAAGAGGCUGAGAAAAAAAGUGGUGGAAACUGGAAAUCGUGUGAUACGAGGGAGCUGUUUUAUAGCUUCCACCGUGACAAUGUUCCUGCGGAAGCUGUUAUGCAUAAGUGUGUGGUACAUUUUGUUCCCUUGCACAAACAACUUCCAAAACGUAAGGAUCAUCCGGGGUUCAUUGUACAGAAGGUGUAUGACACUGUGGAAAGAAAACUCUGGAGGCUGAGUGAUAAGGACUAUGAGGAUAUUAAACAGAGUGAGAUUGAUGAGCUUGUUCAGAAGACUCUGAAACGGAUUGGCGAACUACUUGACAUUGAGCCUGAGGAGGCCCCUAUUGAUGAUGAGGACCAACUGAAAGUUAGGAAACGCUUAAGGAGAAAGCGUGUUUUAUCUCUUGAUGUUUCAAGGGAGGAGGAAGAAAUUCUUGGAAGUGGACUGCAUUCUAAGUCUGAAACACCAGCGAGUUGUGUACCUAAUGCCUCUGAGUAUUAUCGCAUAUUGGUAGAAUUCAAUGCACUAACUGGAGAUAGCCAUCGUGACAAAUGGUUGGAGAGGUUGCUUCAACGCAUGCAGUACAUGUGUGAUUCUAAUAAUAGAAAAGAAAAGGACAAUGGAUUAGGAAAUGACUGUCAAGACAAGGGUCAGAAGAGUUUCGAGUCUUUUGUCUGGCCAGAUGCUGUUGUUUCAGCCGUAGUUGCCCUUGAAAAAGCUUCUUAUAAUGCUCUGUCAUCAGAUUCUACGAAGUACAACCAAAAGUUGCGGCAACUAGCUUUUAAUCUCCAGAAAAAUGCAGUGUUAGCACGCCAUCUAUUAAAUGGAGAGUUGGAACCUUCAAAAAUAUUAAAUAUGACACCCAAUGAGUUAAAGGAGGGUUUGGUUGCUGAGGAAAAAACCAAGGAACGUGAUGAGACCCAGCACUUGCAAAUGAUAGAUGCUCGCUGCUCAAAAUGCAUGGAUUGUAAGAUGGGUUUGAAAGAUAUUAUCCAAGCUGGAAAUAAUGAACGUUAUCAGCUUGAAUGUGUUUCCUGUGGCCAUACCUGGUAUGCCUCCCGGGAUGAGGUGUCUAUGUCGACCUUAGAUGCAUCAAAUUCAAAGGGAAACACAGGUCCAACGCCAUAGGCCUCUGUAAAAUUUAAAGAUGUUCAGAUGAAGCUGGUGAGCCCCGUGAAUCCGAAAAGUCAGCCAAUGGCAUCUUUUGAAUCCAGUAAAGAUGGUGACAUCUGUCCCGUGUAGUGUUUAGUCAUAGCAAAAGAUUGUUUAGUUAUGUAUAGAAUAGAUACCGUUCCAGUUUUCUUUCUGGUUGGUUCUGCACAUAGCAUACAUCAAGCGGUUGGUUUCGCGUUAUAAUUCCCAUACACUGAUGUUACAUCAUUAGGGUGGUUAGUUAUAGCAGUAAAUUUCUGAGUUUGACUUUGAUUA